This is a messenger RNA of Charadrius vociferus (killdeer), 5882 nucleotides long. RefSeq names its product collagen, type VII, alpha 1 (gene COL7A1). The annotation marks the transcript as partial. The record is from RefSeq and is a predicted model, not a curated record. Gene Ontology annotation, molecular function: protein binding. NCBI's taxonomy places the organism in Eukaryota, Metazoa, Chordata, Aves, Charadriiformes, Charadriidae. The transcript has 89 exons.
GACCGGAGCCCCCCCGAACGGUGUCACUCCCCAGCAGCACCAACACCUACCAGCUGACCGGGCUGCAGCCGGGCACCGAGUACCGCAUCACCCUCUACACAAUUUAUGACGGUGGGGAGGUGGCCACCCCUGUCACCACCUUCCAGACAGGCGUGGAGGUACCCGUGGGUGCCGUGUCGGACCUGCGGCUCGUCGAGGAGUCGGGCAGGCGGGUGCGGUUGGGCUGGACCGGCGUCACCGGUGCCACCGAGUACAAAGUGGUGGUGCGCAACAACCAGGAUGGCACAGAGAGGACGAGGCGCGUCCCAGGCAGCCAGACGGGUCUGGAGCUGGGUGACCUCCGGGAGGGCAUCGCCUACCUGGUGCGUGUCUCGGCACUAGUGGGCAGCCGGGAGGCGGACGCAGCCCCGCUGCCCCCGGUCAGCAGCUUCCGGGUGACGGAGGCAUCGGAGAACCGCCUGCGCCUGGCCUGGGUGCCGGCGGCCAGCAGCGCCGGGGACCGCCUGGGCGGCUCCUCCGCCGUGGGGGGGCUGGAGCCGGGACGGCGCUACCACAUCAGCAUCACCAGCCUGGCCGGCGGCCGGGAGAGCGAGCCGGCCACCGUCACUGCCAUCACUGCUACCCCAGCCCGUGUCACCAGCCUGCGGGUGACAGAGGUGCGGAGAGACUCGGUGACGCUCACCUGGCCCCCUGUCCCUGGCACCUCCAGCUACAUCCUCUCCUGGAGCCCCCCUGCAGGUGAGAUGGGUGGCCUGCCCUGGCUGCUCCUCAACCGCUCCAGCGACCUGCCCGCCGUGCUGGAGCAGAUCCGCACCAUGCGCUAUGAGGAGCCCAGCGGCAACGCCAUCGGGGCAGCCAUCACCUUUGCCAGGACCUACUUGCUGAGCCCUGGCGCGGGGCGCCGGCCUGGCGUGCCAGCGGUGCUGGUGAUCCUGGCUGACGGCCCCUCUGGGGAUGAUGCCAUUGCUGCCGCCAGGGAUGUCAAGGCUGGAGGGGUCCAGGUGCUGGCUGUGGGCUUGGAGGGGGCAGACCGGGAGCAGCUCCGGCGCAUGGUCACCGGUGAGGACCCGCGGUACAUCUACGACAGCAGAGCCCUGGCAGAGCUGGAGGGAGAGCUCACCGAUGACCUCUGCACCAUCAUCUCCACCAGGCCGGAGCCGGAGCCGAAGCCGAAGCCCUGCACCAUGCAGUGCCCCAGGGUGGCUCUGGCCACAUACAGCUACCGCAGCCUGCCCUGGCUGCUCCUCAACCGCUCCAGCGACCUGCCCGCCGUGCUGGAGCAGAUCCGCACCAUGCGCUAUGAGGAGCCCAGCGGCAACGCCAUCGGGGCAGCCAUCACCUUUGCCAGGACCUACUUGCUGAGCCCUGGCGCGGGGCGCCGGCCUGGCGCGCCAGCGGGGCUGGUGAUCCUGGCUGACGGCCCCUCUGGGGAUGAUGCCAUUGCUGCCGCCGGGGAUGUCAAGGCUGGAGGGGUCCAGGUGCUGGCCGUGGGCUUGGAGGGGGCAGACCGGGAACAGCUCCGGCGCAUGGUCACCGGUGAGGACCCGCGGUACAUCUACGACAGCAGAGCCCUGGCAGAGCUGGAGGGAGAGCUCACCGAUGACCUCUGCACCAUCAUCUCCACCAGGCCGGAGCCGGAGCCGAAGCCGAAGCCCUGCACCAUGCAGUGCCCCAGGGGCGAGAAGGGAGACCGUGGCGAGGCAGGACCAGAAGGACGCAUGGGGCCACCGGGCCCACCUGGCGAGCCGGGCCGCCAUGGGCUGCCUGGCCCUCCGGGACCCCCAGGGCCACAGGGUCCGCCAGGAGAGAGCAUCGAGCGGCCAGGCAAGAAGGGGGACAGGGGAUUCCCCGGAGCUGAUGGGACACCAGGAAGCCCUGGCCGCCCGGGGAACCCUGGAUCACCAGGCCAGCCGGGGACACGGGGGCCGAUGGGACUUUCUGGCCCGAAGGGGGAGAAAGGCGAGCCGGGAGAGCCCAGGGUGAUCGUGGAUGGACAAGGGCUGCCAGGCAGGAAAGGGGAGCCGGGCACGCCGGGGGAGAAAGGUGACCGAGGGGAAAGGGGUCUCCCUGGACUUGUGGACGGGGCAGCACCUCGAGGGGAGCCUGGACCCCCGGGCCUGCCUGGGGACCCUGGGCCCCGAGGACCUGCUGGCCCCCCCGGCCUGAAGGGAGAGAAGGGCCCUCGGGGACCGCCGGGGGAGCAGGGCAGGAAGGGAGACCGUGGGGCGCCAGGCGAGCUGGGAGAGAUGGGCGAGAAGGGGGACCGUGGUGUGCCAGGCCCCGAGGGUGAGAAGGGUGAGGCGGGAGCCCCGGGACGCCCAGGGCCAUCAGGCAGAGAGGGAGCUCCGGGACCGGCUGGCCCCCGUGGGGAGAAGGGCGAUCCGGGACCACCCGGCAAGCCGGCUCCCAGCGUGGCUGGUGUUGGAGGAGAGAAGGGUGACAGAGGCUUCCCAGGGCCAGAAGGACCUCCUGGCCCCAAGGGCGAUGUGGGAGAUAAAGGCGCCCGUGGUGCCCCUGGCCUGAGCAUCCCGGGGCCGGCUGGCCCCAAAGGCGAGCAGGGUGAUCGGGGUAUCGUUGGCCUCACGGGCAGGAGCGGUCCAAAGGGUGACCCGGGGGAGCCGGGGGAGAAGGGGGAGCAGGGCAGAGCGGGCGCCCCAGGACAGACCGGGCUGCGUGGCAAGGAGGGAGAGCGUGGAGAGAAGGGUGACGAAGGCACCCCGGGCGAAGCGGGUCUGCCUGGCAAACCUGGAGACAGGGGCCCCCGGGGCCUCCCCGGCUACCGCGGCCCCCCCGGGGAGAAGGGCGACUCAGGGGACCCAGGUCCUGAAGGCAGGAAUGGCAGCCCCGGAGCACCAGGGAGCAAGGGUGACCGUGGGGAGCCGGGGCCACCCGGACCUCCAGGACGAACCGUUGACGUGGGGAUCGGAGGAGUAGGGGAGAAGGGUGAGAAGGGGGACCCGGGGAAGCAAGGGGACCCUGGCCGGGAUGGGCUACCUGGGCUUCGUGGGGAGCAGGGACCGCCUGGCCCCGUGGGACCCCUGGGACCGCCCGGUGUCCCUGGCAAACCUGGCGAUGAUGGCAAACCUGGCCUCAGCGGCAAGAACGGAGAAGACGGGACUCCAGGAGAGGAUGGGAGAAAGGGGGACAAAGGUGACGCAGGACCCCCUGGCAGAGAUGGCCACAGUGGUGCCAAGGGCGAGCAGGGGGACAGAGGUGUGCCAGGACCCCUCGGCCCCCCCGGUCUCCCUGGCGUCCCGGGGCAGGUCGGCCCCCCAGGCCAGGGCUCACCGGGCCUCCGUGGGGUGGCUGGACCAAAGGGGGAUCCGGGGGAGCCUGGGCUGCGAGGAGAGCCGGGGCGACCUGGCGACCCUGGAGCACGUGGAGACCCCGGGACUGCAGUGAACAUUGAACGUAGCCUGGAAGCACUUGGUAUCAAGAUUUCAUCCCUGAAGGAGCUCACGGGUGCCUACGACGGAAGCUCGGACUCAUUUCUGCCAGUGUCCGAGCGGCUGCGGGGCCAGAGGGGCAGCCGGGGGGAGCCGGGAGAGAGGGGACCUCCGGGCCGAGAGGGCUCCUUAGGCUUCCCUGGCGAGCGAGGACCCAAAGGUGACAAGGGGGACCCGGGUGCCCCUGGCCCCCAGGGCCCCACGGGCCGUGCUGUGGGCGACCGGGGUCCCGAGGGGCCACCCGGGCAGCCGGGGGAGCCUGGCAAGCCGGGCAUCCCCGGGGUGCCGGGCCGUGCCGGGGAGCUGGGGGAGGCUGGGCGGCCCGGCGAGAAGGGCGACCGGGGUGAGAAGGGUGACCGUGGUGAGCAGGGCAGGGAUGGCUUGCCUGGCCCCCCAGGGCCCCCAGGGCCCAAGGUAGGUGAUGACUGCUGCUGGGGACCAUCCCGCGAGCGUGGCCCCGCUGGACCCAAGGGAGCGAAGGGCGAGCCAGGAGCUGAGGGCGAGCGGGGACCCAAAGGAGAUAAGGGUGAAGGUGGCCUGUGGGGCGAGCGAGGGGAGCCCGGUGAGAAGGGCAGGGAUGGCGCCCCGGGCCUCCCGGGUGAGAGAGGGCUGGCCGGCCCCGAGGGGAAGCCGGGCUUGCCAGGCUUCCCCGGCGUGCUGGGACGCCCGGGCAGCCAGGGAGACCCGGGACCCCCAGGACCUCCGGGCAGCGCUGGCCCACCAGGGACCCAGGGCCCAGCUGGGACCAAGGGGGAGAGCGGGAAACCGGGAGUGCCGGGCAGGGACGGCGUGCCAGGGAAGGAUGGCGAGGCGGGGAUGCCUGGGAAGAUGGGUGUGCCGGGACCUUCAGGCCCUGCCGGUCCCAAGGGAGAGCCAGGGGAUGCCGGAGCCCCGGGGCAGGCUAUUGCCGGCCCGCCCGGAGCCAAAGGCGAGAAGGGUGAGCCGGCGCUGCUGGAGGGCGUGCUGCUGGGAGAGCCCCAGGGCUCCAAGGGUGACCGAGGCUUGCCGGGCCCCAAGGGUGAGAAGGGAGCCAAGGGGUCCUCAGGAGCCAAAGGGGAGAAGGGAUCACCAGGUGUCGGUGUGCAGGGACCACCAGGACAGAACGGGCCUCCGGGCUUGAAGGGCAUACAAGGGGCACCUGGCCUGAAGGGUGACAAGGGCGCUCCGGGGGCCGGGCUGCCAGGAGCCAGGGGCGAGCGCGGAGACCCGGGGCCUCGGGGUGAAGAUGGGCGCCCGGGGCCAGAAGGGGAUCGCGGUCCGGCGGGCUUGCCUGGGAACCGGGGGGAGCGCGGGGACAAGGGAGAUGUUGGGGCCCCGGGGCCCAAAGGAGACAAGGGUGAUACUGUGGUGGUGGAGGGGCCCGCUGGAGCACGGGGAAGCAAGGGGGAGCCGGGAGACCGUGGCCUGAAGGGCACAGAAGGGGACAAGGGGGACAAGGGGGAGCAAGGCAUGCCCGGAGAGAAGGGGGCAAGGGGUGAGCAAGGUGAGAAAGGCUCCAUGGGCUUCCCCGGGGCACGCGGCCCUGGUGGGCAGAAGGGAGAAGUUGGAGCAUCAGGAGAGCCUGGCGAGCCGGGCCAGCCCGGCCGCGACGGGAUCCCUGGAGCCCGGGGAGAGAAGGGGGACUUGGGACCCCUGGGUAUGCGUGGCCCCAAGGGUGACCGGGGCAUGAAAGGUGCCUGUGGCCUCAAUGGGGACAAGGGUGAGAAGGGAGAGCCAGGGAUCCCGGGGCGCUCAGGGCUGCCAGGGAGGAAAGGCGAGCCGGGAGAGCUGGGUCUGUCAGGACCACCGGGCAUCCCCGGGAAGGAGGGGCUCAUGGGACCCAAGGGCGACCGGGGAUUCGAUGGGCAGCAGGGAGCCAAAGGAGACCAGGGAGAGAAAGGAGACCGGGGCGCCCCGGGCAUUAUCGGUGGCCCCGGUCCCCGGGGCAGUGACGGUGCUCCGGGGCCCCCCGGGCCCCCAGGAAGCGUUGGCCCACGAGGUCCUGAGGGCAUGCAGGGCCAGAAGGGGGAGAGAGGUCCCCCCGGACAGUCGGUGCCGGGGGCCCGUGGCGUGCCCGGCAUCCCUGGCGAGAGAGGAGAGCAGGGCAGUCCUGGCACCCAGGGGCUCCGUGGGGAGAAGGGGGAGCCAAGCAUGACGGAGGAGGAGAUCCGCGCCUUCGUCAGACAGGAGAUGAACCAGCACUGUGCCUGUGGUGGCCACUUCCCACGGCGCCUGGAUUCACGGCAGGACAGGCAGGUCACGCUCGACACUGAUGACCUCGAGUACGAGAGCAUGUAUGUGGACGAGGAGGAGGACUACGAUGAGGUCCCGGAGAUGGACAGCUUGGAGCAGCCCGUGAUGGGCGGCGCUCCCGGCCACACUGUGCUGCAGGACACUGCUCACCUUCCUGGUGGUCCUCGGGGCACCGGCAAGAGCCUGGAAGGGACCGAGCCAUGA